This is a messenger RNA of Fonsecaea nubica, 1152 nucleotides long. RefSeq lists its product as hypothetical. Bases 1 to 1152 code for a protein of 383 amino acids. Gene Ontology annotation, cellular component: nucleus; cytosol; preribosome, small subunit precursor. NCBI's taxonomy places the organism in Eukaryota, Fungi, Ascomycota, Eurotiomycetes, Chaetothyriales, Herpotrichiellaceae. Gene Ontology annotation, molecular function: protein serine/threonine kinase activity; ATP binding. The transcript has a single exon. Gene Ontology annotation, biological process: maturation of SSU-rRNA; protein phosphorylation. The record is from RefSeq and is a predicted model, not a curated record.
AUGAAACUCGACACCAAGUCCCUGCGAUACCUCAACCCCACCGACUGGCGCACCCUCACAGCCGUCGAGACGGGAAGCCGAAAUCACGAAGUCGUCCCCACCCCACUCAUUGCCAACCUCUCGAAAUCCAGUCUGGGCGAUGUACAACGGAGUAUCUCCUUGCUUGCCAAAGCGAACCUGAUUGCAAAGGUCAAAAAUGCGAAAUACGACGGCUACAGGCUGACUUACGGCGGGCUCGACUAUCUGGCGCUUCACUCGUUGCAAAAGAGUAACACUGUCUAUGGUGUGGGUAAUCAGAUCGGGGUCGGGAAAGAGAGUGACAUAUUCGUCGUCAGCGACGACAAGGGCGAACAGCGGGUGCUGAAGAUCCAUCGUCUGGGUAGAGUGAGCUUCAAGAAGGGCGUACGGAACAAACGAGACUAUGCCAAAACAAAGGCCCAGAAAGAGAGAGGAGCAGGCAGUUGGAUGUACAUGUCACGGCUAGCUGCUGUCAAAGAGUUUGCCUUUCUACAAGCCCUGCACAACGCAGGCCUGAGUGUCCCAGUGCCACUAGGCCAGAAUCGACACCAGCUGGUCAUGUCAUUGAUUGAUGGAUUCCCCCUGCGACAGAUCGAUAAGGUCCCAGAUCCAGCAGGACUGUACGCGGAGCUGGUCGAGAUGAUUGUGCGCCUGUGCUCAUUCGGGUUGAUUCAUGGCGACUUCAAUGAGUUCAACAUUUUGAUCAAAGAAGAAGAGCAAGCCGAAGACAUCCAGCUGGUGCCCGUUCUAAUAGACUUUCCCCAGAUGGUCAGUGUGGAUCACCCAAAUGCCGAGUUCUAUUUCGACAGGGAUGUGGAAUGCGUGAAGCGUUUCUUUGCAAGACGUUUUGGAUUUAUCAGCACGGAUAGCGGGCCAUUCUUCAAGGAUGCCAGGCAACUGGUCGGCAAGGAUGGGACCAGACGACUUGAUAUUGAAGUCGAAGCGUCCGGCUUCUCCCGGAAAAUGGCCAAAGAACUCGAAAGUUACAUGAAAGAGCACGGCGUGGAUGGUGACGCCAAAGGAGACGAGACAAAUGAUGUUGAUUCAAGCGGUUCCGAGGACGAAGAGCACGAUGUUGACCAAGACGAUGAUAGCGAUAACCCCACAGGUCAAAGCGUCUCUGACACAGUUUGA